GUUUCAGAUUUCAAAAAAAAAAUGGGAGAAAUCGAACGACCUCGAUCUCUUUCGAGAAUUACGGUACAUAGUGAUGCAGAGUAUUUGGAUGCUUAUGAUCAUGUUACAUAUAGCAACUCAUUGGAACUUUUGGAUACAAUUGCUGAAACUCAAAUCACACUGAAUCUGUUUAUGAACAACAAAUUUGAACUUGCUGAAGAGCGAAUGGCUGAGCUAUACGACAAAAGUAUGUAUCAUUCAAUGGGAUACACAUGCAUUUUAUUCAUAAAAGCUGUAAUGACAGUCAACAAACAAGAUAUGGAAAAAGCAGCAGAAGCGAGCAAAUUGUCGUGUGAAAUUAUUGAAAAGUUCAGAGAACGGAGAAGUAUAAAAGAGACAAUAUUCGGAGCAAGUGCAAAAGGGAAGAAGAUGACCGAUGAAGAAUUACAUGCAGAGCUUUGUUAUGCUCAAAGUUUAUUGAUUAGAGCAAUGCUUACAUUCUUUCAUGAUGAUAACUUUGCUAGUUUUAUCAAAGGUGCACUGAAUAUCAGAACAUGCUAUCAAACAUAUCGUUAUUGUGAGAAAUUGAUGAAUGAGCCUAGUGUAUGGGUUGGAAGAAAUAAAAAAGUACAGGAACAAUUCGAAAGUGGAACUCGAAUGGGUCUUGGUACAUUCUCAUUGAUGCUCUCAGUUCUUCCAUCAAAAGUUCUGAGACUUUUGGAAGUCGUUGGAUUCUCUGGUGAUAAGGUUGCUGGAAUGAGAGAUCUUCAUCAUGUUGCAUCUAUGACUGGUACAUUAUGUUCUCCAUUGGCAAAAAUGGUUUUGUUGACGUGGCACUUGAUAAUUUCAUUCGUUCUGGGAACAGGUCAGCCAGAUCUCGAAGUUUGUAAGCGACUUAUGCCGGGACUCACACAUUUAUGGCCUCGUGGAGCAAUCAUGCUGUUCAUGAAAGCUAGGCUUCUGCUAAUUUCUGGAGAUAUUGAAGCAGCAAUUCAUUAUUUUAACAUGUCAAUCGAAUCACAAGAUGUCUACAAACAAUUUCAUCAUGGUUGUUACUGGGAGUUACUAUUUGCUCACGGAUAUCAACGUAGAUGGUCACAUUCAGCCAACUAUGCUCGACUAUUAAUGAAAGAAUCAAAAUGGAGUCGUUGUGUUUAUACAUAUCUUCUUUGUAUCUUCUUUGCUGCAGAUGAAACUGUAGAAGAGGGAAGGAGAAAUGAGACAAUAAAUGCAUUAGCUGGAAAAGUGGAUGGUUUGAGAAUAAGAAUAGCUGGAAAGUCAAUUCCUGUUGAAAAAUAUUGUGGAAGGAAAGCCAAGCGAUUUACAACAACUAAUUCUUUGUUAUUUGCUCAUUAUGAGUUUAUUUACUUUUGGAAUGGUUUUGAUAUUUUUGGAAAAAACUCCAAAAUGGUUAGAGGAAUUGUGGAGGAUAUGGAUCGAGUAUGGGAAAUGAAAAAAUCUACAUGUGAUAUCGAUGAUUAUUGUCUCUAUUAUUUCUUGAAAGGAGUUGCACUUCGUCAUCUAAGCCUACACGCACAAGCAGAGGAAUGCUUCAAAAUUGUUUUAGAAAGGGAAUCAAGUAUCAAAAGUUUCACAUAUCUUCCACCAAAUGCUACCUAUGAACUAGCCAUGCUCCGCAUCUCAGAACAACAAUUUAUGGAAGCGCAGACGUUACUUGACAAGGCUCGUGCAUACAAAUCAUACUCUCUGGAGAACAAGUUACACUUCCGGAUACAUAGCGCAAUGGGAACAAUGGGAUGUCGAACACCGAUGAUGUAGAUGUUUUCGAAGAAUUUAUUAAAUUAACUUUUUAGUGAAAUUAUUUGUAUAUUCAAAGAAUAAAUCGAUACUAGAUCAUUUAGUGCAAGUGCUUUAUCAGCUGAUAUCAGUACAUACUACUCUUGUUUUUCAAUAAUAAAUAACCUAGAUGCACAUC
This is a messenger RNA of Caenorhabditis elegans, 1915 nucleotides long. RefSeq names its product Tetratricopeptide repeat protein ttc-39B (gene ttc-39B). The transcript has 6 exons. The record is from RefSeq and is marked reviewed. Lineage: Eukaryota; Metazoa; Nematoda; Chromadorea; Rhabditida; Rhabditidae. The coding region runs from base 22 to 1758 and encodes 578 amino acids.